Molecule: messenger RNA, 4441 nt
Organism: Parnassius mnemosyne (clouded apollo)
Lineage: Eukaryota; Metazoa; Arthropoda; Insecta; Lepidoptera; Papilionidae
Source: the annotation of a GenBank genome assembly
GCGGCGGUUUGCUGCUCCUGUAUUAUAGUUUAAAUAAUAGUUUGAAGUGGAUUUUGAUAUGUAAAAGUGGUGCGAUUUUAUGUAUUAACUGUCUACGCAUGUGAACUAUUAGUGGAAACGGUGAAACAAGUGCUCUGAUGGUGAUGGAUUCUCAAGAUAAGCUGUUUGUCUGCAUAGGCGCCUUUAGAUACCAUCGCCAACUGUCAGCUGUCUGCUGGCUCAAGUUGCCGUCAAAAUCUCCCAAGGGCUGCACAAUGUGACGCAUCAACAUAUUGUGAAGCAGUGAACUAUGAAAGAUAAUUAUACAUUUGGGAAAUUAUAAUAAACCGAAUAAAAAUACUCAAGACUUGGCCUAAAGGUCUAGAUACCAGGCCAUAAACUCCAAAAAAAAAUAUCUACUGUCUAAUGCAAAGGUCUAAUGUUCUGUGGUCUAUACCCACCCCAUGUAAACAAUACAAUAUAUUUAUUUUAGAAAACGAUAGUAUUGAAAAUGGAAUCAAAAGACCCCAAUACUAAUUAUGGAACAUGCCGGUUUUGUUUAGCGAAAGGCCAGCAUCAAGAUAUUUUUAAAGAAUACUACUGGAACGGUGCCAAGGAAGUUUAUUUGGAUAUAAUUAUGGAGUGCUUCAAUAUUUUUCUAUCCAAUAACACAGAGAUCAGCAAACUUGUCUGCUUGCUAUGUGUGAAUCGUUUGAGGGAUGCCAACAGCUUCCGCUUAAUGGUGGUGAACUCGGAGCAGCAAUUGCUCAAAACUAUCACUGACAAGGAGACUGUCUUUGUUAAUGUACCCUCAAGUGACCAUGUAUUGGAUACUGCUGGGGACGUCAAGGAGGAGACUCAAAUUGUGGUGAAAGAGGAAGUGUUGGAUGAAGAGAUACCUCAAGCUAUGGACUCUGAUUCUGAUUUCACACUGGACAACAACGAAAUUUAUGAUACCACAACGAAAGAUAACCAUCCCAUAUCCGAUGAAGAAAUGGUGGAUGGUGAAGCGGCAUUGCUCGCGCGGUUUCCAAUGAACACAUUAAAGUUGCCGACAAGGGAGUCCCUCCAACACACAUGUCCAAACUUCUUCCGUCAUCUUGAACUACUUAAAGGUAUUUAGAAAUUGUUACUAGUGUGAUUAACGUCCUUCAGACCGAAUUUUGGUCACAGCGGACAGUCUAGACACUAGCCAUCGGCGCAGGACAGGAUUAUAGUGCUCGAGUAUAUGCGCAAGCAUAGGUGCACUCUCUAUUCCCACAGUCUAGACAUAUUGAUGAUUGAAAUUACAUUUUUUGACAGUUCCGGAUCAAGCGACUUACAGGACCUGCCACCAAAGAGUAUAGUUAUGUCUGACGAUCGACAUUAUCGAACAGCCCGACAGGUCUCACAGAUCACAGAGUACUGAAACUCGAAAUUAUCCAUUUGAAUGACUCGACUUCGACUUACCCGGUUCUUAAGACAUAUCAAUAAUUGAAUGAUCGCAUCACUAGAAACGAAUGAAUUACUCAUGUCUACCUCACUCUCAUAGUCCGAUGGAACGGCAACGCGAUACGACAGGAGAGAGAUCACAGGACCUACGGCUUUACGUGCUUGAAGGCACGGGGGUGGAACACCGCCAACUUCCUGACUAGGGGUUGCGAAAUGCUCAGAUUUCUCAACUGAAAAUUCCAAUAAGUUAUUUUGUCCCGACCCGGGAUUCGAACCCGGGGCUUCAUGAUCAGCAAUCGUGAUUAUAACCACUACACCAACGAGCCAAGGUAGUGUAAUGUGAUUAAUGAAGUUUAAUAAUGAUGUCUUAAGUCUGAAAUUUGCAGUUUAUGAAUAAUAAUAAUAAUGUUACUUAAGUUAUUACUUCUGUCAGCAGUCCCCAAGGACUACCAUUUUUUUUUAAUAAUCAAAUUGAUUGGCUAUGCCUAUAAAUUGUUAAAGUUAAAGUUACAGACUAUUUACGUCCUACAGCUGGGUACAGGCCUCCUCUAAUUUCUGAGAGGGUUAUAGGGCAAGGAAAUGUCCGCCGCGCUGCCCCAAUGCCUGUUGGCGAACUUCACACGUCUUCGAAAUAUUUUUUUCUUAUUUCUCAGUCAUGCCGGUUUCCUUACAAUGUUUUCCUUCACCACCGAUCACGAGGUAAAUCAGCACUUAAAAUUGUAAUUAACAAUUUCAUUGGUGCCGGCGGGAAUCGAACCUGGGUUGCUAGCGUACUGUAAAACUUACAGCGAGCGCUAACCAUCUGAGCUACCACGGCUCGGCCUAUAAAUUGACAAGGAAUAAAUAAAGUCUCUCCACCAAAAAGUAGCAGUAGAUGGCAUUUUAAAUAUAUAACUUUAACAUUACUUAAAUUUUCAAAUUCUAAUUAAAAAAUAAUCAAAUAGUUGGUCCUCUUUCAGGCAAAGUAAUCUUACCAAGAAUGAUAGCAAAGCUUCUAGAAGAUUCAGACAAACAACAAAUAUCUUUAAAAAAAAGAAAGCUGUACAUAACAGAGAAGGUGGCGCACAUUUUAAAUGCUUCGACGCUUCUAGAAAAUUCCAACGCAACUCCCUUCAAAAGCAGGAACCGAUCGGGAUUCCCUUGCGUUUACUGUCGCUGUAUUUUUGAUAAUUUGGAGAAAUUGCAGGAACACCAGGCUAAAUCACACAAGAAGUCAGAGAUUAGAAAGAUAUUGGGCACAUAUGGAGCGGAAUGCUUUGUCGUUUAUGUGGAUAUAACGAAUUUGAUGUGUACAGUAUGCGAUAGCAGAAUGCAGAAUUUAAACGAACUAAAAGAUCAUUUGAUAAAAGUACACAAAAAGAAAAUGCAUACUGAGUUCACAGACAGAGUCAUUCCGUUCAAACUGUCAGAGGACAACAUCUACGAGUGUCAGAUAUGCGGCUUCAAGUUCGAAACAUUCGGCUCAAUUGAACGCCACAUGAACGUACACUACAGGAACUACGUCUGCGAGGAAUGUGGCACAGGAUUUGUGACCAAAUACCGUUUGAAAGUUCACACAAAAGCGAUGCACAUCGGCGGCAGUUUCCCUUGUGAGAUCUGUAACAAAGUGUACAGCACUCAGCAAAAACAGAAGAACCACGUCGACACUGUCCACAAGAUGGUGAAGAGGUUCAAAUGUACACAGUGCCCGGAAAGGUUUUCCGAGUACUUCCGAAGACAAAAGCACUUAGUGGAAGUACACGGGGUGGCCCCGUUGCAGUACAAGUGUAAUGUAUGUGACAAAUCUUUCGACAGGAGGUACACUCUAUCAAGACAUAUGAAGCGGGAUCACUUGGAGGAGAGAGACUUUCACUGCCACUUGUGCUCAUAUAAAUGUUUUACAAACAACGAACUGAGGGUCCAUAUGGUGAAGCAUAAUGGUGAGAGAAUCUACGAGUGCUCUGUUUGCAAGAAGUCCUAUGCUAGGAAGAAGACCCUAAAGGAGCAUAUGCGGAUUCACAAUAAUGACAGGAGGUUCGCUUGUGCGGUGUGCGGUCAGGCUUUUGUACAGAAGUGCAGCUUAAAAGGUCAUAUCAAAACGCACCACAUGGAAUAUAGUAUACAUUGACAGCAUUUAUGUAAUAUUUUUUAUAAAAAAACGUAACCCAAUUGAUUUAUUCAUAUGAUUUAAGUUCUCCCUUUUUUUUUGUUGAUAAAAUUGUUUAUCCGAGUGCGAAUACACUACAUAAUAAGUUUAACAAUCGGAAACUGAAAACAUUUAUAAAAAGAAAGUGUCACGAAAAUAUUUGGCAGUGCAACACUUGUAAAUGUGUUUUUGCUUCUAGUAAUAAAAAAAUAAUUUUGUUCGAUAAAUGUUUUUAACUUAUAAGGGUUCUAUCAGACAGGAAGCGGUCACGCGUUCAAGCGUGCUGCGUUCUAGCGUUCAGUUUUUUUUUUUAUAGUAUAGAGUGACAAACGAGCACACAGUCCACCUGAUGGUAAGUGGUUGCUGUGACCCAUAGGCAUCCACAUCUAUCCUGAAUAAUAAGGAAUCAAAAUGCAAAUGUGUUGUCACCCGUGAGGACUAAGAUGGAAUGCCUCUUUUCCAGUAAAUAGGGUUUCCGGUUCUCUACCCUCACCAUACGAAACACAGCAGCAUUAAGCUUCUAUUCUGUGAGAGCGUGGUCCUACCCCGGUCGAGUUUACUCGUUUGUGGUACAACUACCACGUAAAAAACUACCCACGACGACUCAAGAAACUCGCUGUGGAGGGUCUACCGGUGCCCCUACAGUCACCAUGUAUUUUGACUAUAGUUCUUCAUCGGAAGACGAAUUAUUGAUAUUGUGGACAUUAGCAGCAUCAAAACGGAAAAAGAAACAUUUCUCUUUUAUAAUUCAUUUUCGGUCGCCAUUUCUCUGGCGAUUUGUAACUAAGCCUCUGCUACUUUUCCUCAGUUUUUAUAAUCAUCAUUCUUCACAGUAUACCGAGUGAUGAUAAAGUUAUUAGAUUAAAUAAAAAGACGUAUCCUACGUAUAUUUCUUUAAACGUACAC